CCCCCACUGAGCACUAGCAGGUCACAUCACAUACACACCAGCAUGACAUGCACACAAGCCAGCCGCCACGCACCACCACCACACCACAACCCAACAAUGCAGGCCACGUCAUUCAGUCACACAACGCACACGGCAACACAAGCAAGAGUUAGGGGAAUGUUGGUCGGGGUAAAAAUGACAGCGUCUCUGUCGCCAUGUCGAGUUAGUCACCAUGCGAAUCUACUGGGUGCCGCCGCCGCUGCUGCCAGUGCUGGAGGGGGUGCUGGGCAUGUAGGUGUACCACCUGGCACGCUCCUCGGCCGACACGACCCGCAUACCGCCCACCCAGCCACCGCUGAUGCCGUUGCGAGUCGGCUCGUCCGCACCUGGACGCAGCUCAAUCGUAUACCUGACCAUCACACCCACACCACAUUUGCCACAGCCACACGUGUGUAUGUGCCUUCGUGUGUACCAUCUGGAGUUGGCAGGGAAGUGCUUGAAAGCGACGGUGACGACAGUGGUGGUGUUGGUCUUGACGGAGAGGACCUCGCCGAACCACCAGCCGAAGGGGCUGUCGCGACGCAUCUUCCACUGGAUCUCAACAGGGGUGCCCUUCUGCACGCACACACACAUCAACAUGGCCAACACACCACACCACAUGCAGUCAGUGACCACCACUAGUCCAUAGUGUCAAGGGCAGUGUGUUGACCUUGAGGUUGCGGAGCGUGUCUGCGAUGCCUGGUGGCCUGAAGUAAUCGUGCGGGGUUGGCCGGUGCCGCCGCACCUCGGGAGAAACCAACCGCUGAAAACAGAUAGAUCGACACAUACACCACCAACACGCACAUACAUAAGAUACAUCCUCCGUGUGUGUGGAUGGGUGGCACGAACCAGUCGUGACUCGUCGACGAACUCUGCGACGUUGUCGACCGACACGUACGACACUCUGUACUUGCGGCAGGGGGCCGACCACCGCACGCUGGCCGGCAUGCAUGACAUGGCAAAACCAGGCUUCCGCUCACUGCAGUGCACCACAUCAACACAUCAACACAUUCAUAGACAGAGAGAAGCGGAUGGAUGGAUGGAUGUACUCCUGUGUCGGAGGUAGGUAGGCUCUUCUCUUCUCUCGUGCUUCACUCACUCACCGUUCAAAGACCUCGACGUCAAAUGAGAUAUUGCCCUUGACCAUCUCGCGAGUGCGGCGCUUCCACGUCGGGCAAGCGCACGACCUGCACCGCACCAGCCACCGAACAACACAACACACCACACCACACCACACACUGCACUCACGCCCACAGUCUGUCUCUUGUUCCUCCCUUAUUCCCUGCUUACACGUGCCCUUCUGCCCGCCCCUGCUCCGCUGACACGGCCGCUGGCUGGUGUGCCCUCUCCCUCUCCCUCUCCCGUGUGAGCAGCAGUGGAUCGUUGGCCAUCUUGUCCUCCACCUCACCAUCCACACCCUCGCUGCUGUGCCUGACCUUCGUCGCGGCACACUGCUUGAGGGCAGGUGACGGUGACCCGCUGAUGGGGGAGAUGGCGUGUGAGGGAUCCGUCGGCUGCUGGGUGGCGGGGGUGGGCGAGGGGUUGGGGCUGGUGGUGGAUGGGGAGGAGGUGUCGGUGACGAGGCCCUGCUCGAAGGCCGAGUAAGCCAGCGGCCACAUCCGCUGGAAACUCUGCGUGAGGACGAAAACGCCCACAAUAAAUAAAGAGACUCUCGCGUGUGGGCGGGCCCACCGACCCACCCAGUACCCAAUGUGUUGUCGCACCUGUUGCCAGUAGAAGUCCUGGCUGUUGAUUUCGUUCCACAGGGUGCGACAGGUGAGCGAGAGGGCGUUGAAGGGAAUGCCCUUCUCGCCCGCCACACCCCCCAUCCACUCGCUUAUGUCGCGCACAAUCGGCAGACUGCGCUGCACCGCCCACACCAGGACGCAGGGCGGCUCCCGGCCAUACGAGUUCGCACACCCGCCGUAACGCUCCAGCAACGAAGGCAGAGAUGCGUGGCUCUGAUGCAGGCAGGAUGAACACAGAAAGAACACGAGACAGUCAUGAUCGUCUUUGUGUGUGUGUUGAGGCGCUCACUCACGCACUCACCCCUUCUAUAGCACAGUCGACGGGCGUGUAUCCUCGCUGGUUGCGCCUGUUGACGUAGGCGAGAUCAUGGCCCUGACGGCUGAGCAACGCCGCGGCCGCCUCAGUGCGGCCAUACGACGCCGCAAUGUGCAGAGGUCCGUUGCCCUCGCUGUCAGUCGCAUGAAUCUCGGUAUUGGUGUCAAUCUGAUUGACGCCCAAGCACACCACACACACACACACAGACAGAGAGAGAGAGAGAGAGAGAGAGAGAGAGGGAGAAUGAAGGCACGUGCAGGUAUCCAGCCCACGCACUGUCUGUGUUUGCUGACCAGGCAGGUGUAGAGGAGGUGGUUGCCCUCCCUGAGUGCGUCGUGCAGCGUGAGCUGAUGCUCGGGGCCUUCGCUGAACCUGAGCGACAGGCGGCUGAAGGUGGCGCAGAGGGCCUGCUCCAGGCUGACCCGCUCGCCGCCCUCCUCACUGCUGCUCGUGCCGCUAUCCCUGGUGGUGGUCGACUGGUCGCCGAAUACCACUGUCACGCCCUCGCUGCCCUCCAGGACACUCUCGACGGAGUGGCUGGGAAAGAAGAGCACACUCAGCAGCUGCGCCAACACCUCUUUGGCUGCAAAAGACACACAGCACAAACGCACACAACACCGACACAAAGAUAUGUGGCAGAUCCGCGAUAGAGACCCCCGUGUUUGUGCUUGCCAGUGGUGGGCGAGUGCCUGGGCAGUGCGCCUGACAGGUGCAGGCUACGGCCACUGCUGAGGCCCGGCUCGGCUGAGCUGUGGCAAGCCAGAGCCAUCCUCGGCUGCGGCAGAGUACAGAUCAGCCCUCUGUCUUCAAGAUCCGGUAUGCAAUUGGACGAGUAAACACGCACAACACACAGAAAGGUGCAAUUGGGGAAAGCUGCG
Vitrella brassicaformis is the source of this 2960-nucleotide messenger RNA. The record is from the annotation of a GenBank genome assembly. NCBI's taxonomy places the organism in Eukaryota, Vitrellaceae.